Molecule: messenger RNA, 2529 nt
Organism: Lates calcarifer (barramundi perch)
Lineage: Eukaryota; Metazoa; Chordata; Actinopteri; Centropomidae
Gene: il11a
Product: interleukin 11a
Exons: 5
Coding region: 482-1084 (200 amino acids)
Biological process (GO): positive regulation of cell population proliferation; positive regulation of MAPK cascade
Cellular component (GO): cytoplasm
Molecular function (GO): cytokine activity; growth factor activity
Source: RefSeq, a predicted model, not a curated record
UUAAACAAGCCUAAACACUUCACUGCGCGCAAAAAUUGGACUUACCACACUCGCAUCCCUCUCUCUGCAUUUCAGUUGCCUCUCUCUCUCUCUCCCUCUCUCCCUCUCCAAACUGUGUAAGAGUCUCUCUGCCUUCAGCACUCUAUAAAGACUACAGGGGCUCAUCUCAAAACUUUUUAUUUUUUUGCUUAAGACAGAAAAGUUUUGACGAGGUUUUGACUUCUUUAUUUAUUUUUUUUUUUACCUCUCCUCUUUUUCUCUUCUCACUUUCUCUCUCUUGGGUGCUCCAGCCAUCACUCUGCUCUCUCUCAUUCAUUCUCUCCUGACAACUUUCCUCCUCGCUCUCGUGACUGAAGAGUGCGAAGAAGAAGGAGCCGGAGCACGUGACAAUUUCCGGAGUUCAAUUUAUUUAUUAAUUUUCUAUUUAUUUAUUUAUCUACGUUUGUCUGCUGGUCUCCCUAUCUCUUGGACCCGAAUCAAUAUGAAAUUGCUGCUCGACUCCUCCUCAUCUCUCCUCUUCUCGCUGCUAUUGGCUCAGCUGCCUGUGUUCACGUCUGCCUCUCCAGUGCCACAGCGGCGGCCCAGUGACAUGGAUAAACUGUCCAAUCAGACGAGAAAUCUAAUGAAGCUCACCCAAGAACUGCUGAGGGAGCAUGCAUUUGACUCAGACGUGGAGCCCCACAGGUUCAGGUCUCUGCCAGAAAUGGGCAACAGAUCAGCCAAUGACCUCAGCAAUCUUGAGCUCAAGUCCACACUCUCUCAGCUGCAUGCCGACCUGAAGCUGUAUGAGCACCACUUUGAGUGGCUGAACAAGGUUUCAAAGAAGCACCACCACCCUGCAGUGCCCAAACUGGUGGAGAUGAUCAGAGAAAUGAAAUCUCUCAUCAGCCUUCUGCACCGUCAGAUGCAGAGAGUUGAAGCACCGAGGCUGACCCCGGCAACCCCGUCCCUCCCCCCUCACCUCCCCUAUCAGUUUGACGUGCUACAGUCCAGCCAUGAGCUUCUUCAACACUUCAAGCUCUUCUGCGAUUGGGCGUACAGAGCAUUCAUCAGCCUCAAGCCCAAAGUUACUGCAGUACAAUGAUGACCCAUGAACUGUUUGGCUGCAGAGCUGUGAGGAUGCAUGGAGUCCUGCCUCAGCCAAAGGGGAAUUAGGACCAUGUCAGUGUGCACUGCAGUCAACAGCAUCCUUUAAGAGGCCAAAACAUCAACCAAUGACAUGUGUGUUGAAGAAUGUGUCUUUCCACCAGAGCCAAUGAGGAUGCGUUAUACUGCAGCCAGUUACGACCAUCAAGAUUCCCGUUAAAGCAAACAGCCAGUUUACUUAUGAUGAUCGAGUCUUAAUUCCCCAAACUUUCUCCUAAAGGCCUUUUUCAUGACCAUGUUAUUUAUGUAUUUAUUUAUUUAUUGACUGUUAGUAAUUUAUUUAAUUCUAUUUAUUUGAAGUUGUAAUGUGUCACUCUCAUCUUUAUUUCUGUAUUAACGUGAAUUUAUUUGCCCACAUCUUUGUAAUCUUUCUCUUUGUCUUGUCUCUCACUGAUCCUCAAGAAAAAAACACAGUAGCACUUCCUGAACCUAUAGCUCUGAUAAUGACUUUUGUUAAAACUAACUUAAUUUACUUUGCAUUUGUCUAUUUCGUCAGCCAAUAAUUCUUCCAGUAGAUGUAGCAUACAUUUUGAACAGCCAAGGUUUUCAUUAUCUCUCACUUGCAGUGCCCUUAAAAUAAACAUUUCAGAAGAUGCAAACGUCAUCCUCUAACCAUGUUAAACGUGUCACGUAUUAAUGUGUCAAUUGAUGGCCUAUGAAAUUAGUUGUUAAAUGUCAGGAUGGUAAAUGUCAGGAUGGUAGUGAAAGAGAAGUGAAUACUUACUUUUGUACCACAGGAAGAGUUUCUAUUUUCGAUGCCUGUUUUUUUUUAGUUCUGCAUGAGGAGGCAUAUUUAACAUUGUGGUAAAGUUGUAUGAAUGUGCCCUGUUGCUGAGCACUGAUGGACCUGAUUAGAUUCUUUGCACAAACUUGUUAGGAUUAGCCUCUUGGCUGAGUGAGAUGGCUGAUUUUGAACCUGUGCUUUGGGAUAGAAAAGUUUUUUUUUUUUUUUUUUUAAGUUAAACACCCAAAGCCUUAAAAUACUAUGUAUUGCGACACUAUGUUCUGUACAGGUGUACAUAAAUAUACAAGAAUGUAAAUUGUUGUAUACAGUGCUUUGUGUAUUAUGUUGUUUUCUACAAUAUACUGUUGAUUACUUUACCAAUUUUAUCACUAUAAUUUUUGUUCAUUCCUACUCUAGUAUUUGUUACAGUAUUGACUAUUUAUUUAAGUAACUUGGUGGAACUAUUUAUUUGUGUUGCAGUGGAGCAAGCCUCCUAUCUUUUUGUACUUUUAUACAGUUUUUAUUCCUAUUUACUAUUAUUAUACUAUCAUGUUUAAAUUAUUGUUGUAACAUCAAGAUGCCUCUUCCACACACUGAUUGGCCUCAAUGUGAAAUAUGUGCCUUGGUGAAAAUAAAUACUAAAGAAUGUGCACAAUGGA